AUGCUCAAGUCUACGGAUGCUGAACCUGGAUCGAAAAGAAAGUCCUCGUCUGAUGAGUCUGAACCUCCGAAGAAGCUGAUCGGCCUGGAUCCGGUUCCGAAGGGUCGAUUGGGAGGUGUCGACGCUUCAGCCAUCAUUCGGAAACCAGCCAUGGCUAUACCUAGAGAAAUGAGAGGAGGACCCACUGAAUGUACCAUUUGUUUUGUCCAUCCAUUAUUUAAAUGCCCUCUCUGUCUCUGUCACCAGGAUAAUCCGGAUCAGAUGGAUGAGGACGAAAAGAUUGACAACUGUGAUGAGGUACGUCUCUGGGAGGAUGGUUGGCGUGAGCGCUACUACCAGUCCAAGUUUGGCGUUGAUCCAGCAGACGCGCCGGAGUUUUGUCUCAAGGUCGCCCACGAGUAUGUGAUUGGCCUGUGUUGGGUGUUGGCCUACUAUUAUCAGGGCUGUGCUUCCUGGAAUUGGUACUACCCUUACCACUAUGCACCCUUCGCCAGCGACUUUGUGGACGUGGCCUCUGUGAAACUGGAAUUUUCAGAAAAGAAGACGAAACCCUUCUGUCCACUGGAACAACUAAUGGGCGUUUUUCCGGCUGCGUCCCGUUCUCAUGUGCCCCCAGCCUGGCAAGACCUCAUGACUGACCCUGACUCCCCCAUCAUUGAUUUCUACCCAACUGAUUUCAAGAAAAUGAAUCAUACAGGUCGUCCUCGUGGGCUAUCUGGCACAAUCAAAAGAUCCCUUGCGCCAAUCUAUGCCCUGCUUACCUUCUACUCCUAUGUUCUUCUUUUCCAGGUAGAUUUGAACGGCAAGCGUUAUCUGUGGAUGGGCGUGGCUCUUCUGCCCUUUGUCGACGAAGUGCGCCUUCUCAAAGCACUGGAUUCACGACGCAAUCUGCUCACGGUGGAAGAGAAGACACGCAACCUACGGCGACCGGAGCUCUACUUCUGUCACGCGGACACCGAAAUGGGCAAGUAUCUGGUCUCGCUAUAUGAAGAACCGACACAACAAAAGAAAAACGGUGGGGACAAACAGGCAGCGGCGGCGACGGCGGGCGGUGAGUUGGUUUCCUACGAAGGUGACGCACCGGACCACUCCUCCAUCAUCAAUGCCGCUCUCACUGAGGGUGUUUCUGGUCGAGUUUGGCCAGACUACGACUUCGCCUGUCUGCCAGGCCAUCGGAUGCGCUCUGGUGUGCCCAGUCGCCUACCCGACAUUGCUGCCGUCCAGCAACGCGCCAUCUGUGCCUUUUUCGAGAACCCGGCCUACCCCUUUGGACACAUCUUUCCUGCCCGCCUUCUGGACUCGGUUAGUUCUGCCUUUUGUGUUUUCUAG
Molecule: messenger RNA, 1329 nt
Organism: Dibothriocephalus latus
Lineage: Eukaryota; Metazoa; Platyhelminthes; Cestoda; Diphyllobothriidea; Diphyllobothriidae
Source: the annotation of a GenBank genome assembly